AUGGUUUCCCCUACACAUAACCAAGAACAGGAACAUUCCGCUUCUGGGGAGGGCGGCGAGCCAGGUCAUGGCCCCGGGCGGGACGACGAUGCACUUAGUUCAGUUCAGGGAACGGUCGGCAGUCAGCACUCGAGGGCAAGAUCAGUAGCAUCCUCGCCAGCGCCGAGUCCACGCCACGGGCACCUGACCCGGGAGCAAGUACGCCGCCAACGAGAGCACGGUCAGGCGUCCCUUAGCUUGGCCGACAUCCAACGAUUGAAUGACGGCAUGUUGCGUGGCUUGACCCCUCCGCCGUGGCCCUCGGAUCUGAUUCCGAACAAGAAGAGGCCACGAACCGUGGAGGAGGUCAUCGAAGACGAUAGGCCACGUGACAAGGACAAGUUGUCUGCGGAGCUUGAUGAACUGGCUGAGUCCAGUCAGAAUAAGAAGAUGAAACUAGUGUCUCGCCCGAAGACGACCGACAAUGACCCUUCCGAGCCAGCUGCCACUAAGAAGUAA
Messenger RNA from Neoarthrinium moseri, 498 nucleotides. RefSeq lists its product as uncharacterized. NCBI's taxonomy places the organism in Eukaryota, Fungi, Ascomycota, Sordariomycetes, Amphisphaeriales, Apiosporaceae. The coding region runs from base 1 to 498 and encodes 165 amino acids. The record is from RefSeq and is a predicted model, not a curated record. The transcript is spliced from 2 exons.